This is a messenger RNA of Babjeviella inositovora NRRL Y-12698, 1236 nucleotides long. It is a transcript of the gene GPI19, whose product is annotated as phosphatidylinositol N-acetylglucosaminyltransferase. The record is from RefSeq and is a predicted model, not a curated record. NCBI's taxonomy places the organism in Eukaryota, Fungi, Ascomycota, Pichiomycetes, Serinales. Bases 153 to 755 code for a protein of 200 amino acids. The transcript has a single exon.
UGUCUUGCAAAAAUUGAGCUUAUACGGGAAUAGGUAAUAACCAAAUCACCACAACGUCUAGAAUAUCCCAUCUUUUACCUUUCAACUGGGUCUGAGCUGAAACGCACGAGUUACAUGUUCCAUCAAAACAGCCUGACAAUCUCCUUAUUUUGAUGUCUUCUCCUGCUAGACCUUCUUCGCCAUUCCAGCGGCUCACACGCACACUCUCAUCGUCGCUACUUCUGUCACGCAUGCCCCAGAGUGCACGCCGGCGCCUCUUUGCGCGUAAGUACGAGCAAGCUGCGUCGGACGCGCUCGCGCGCGAGUCGGACGUGACGGUUUCUAACAAAGUUACACCGCACUUUGAGUACAAGGGUUUUGCAACGUUCACAAUUGCAACCAUUUUCUUUGCGGUCUGGCUCGCGUGGACGUUUGUGCCCGAGGCUGCGUUCCACCGCGUGGGCAUCUACUACUAUCCGUCGCGCUGGUGGGCACUCACGAUCCCCGCCUAUCUUCUCAUGGCGAUGCUCUAUACGUAUAUUGCAUUGGCCUUGUAUAACAUCGAAGUUGCCACGGUUCCAUUGAACGACUUGCGGAACAUCGUAGACGAGAGUGGGAUCAUGGCGAACGCGGGCGAGACCGAAAGCACGGAGACGUUUGAGGGGUACGGGUAUAACGAUGUGGGGGUCGCGGCAGCAGAUCCUUUUGUGCGGGUUUCGACCAGUGGGGUGAGAGAUUUGCCGAUAUCCACGGUGAACCAAAUUUUGUAUGGUUAGCGAAGAACUACAUGCAGUGAUUGGUAUGUCAAAAGGCUAAGUGAGACGGUUCUUAUGGAUCAUCCUUUGACAAGAUUAAUCAGACAUUAAGGAACAUUUCAUGGUCAUGUCGUUUGUGAUUGAAUUCUCUUAAUUUUGAGGCGUCUUGAAAAGAAUGCCUCAACAGAUGAAAGAGUUUGCCGCCUCGCUGAGAUACCAUAAGAUUGCCUGACAGAGUUGCAUUUCGGACCCGACACUGUGAACCAGACACUUCGUGAAUGUGCUUAUUUGGAUUGAUCAUGAAUGAGAGAUCAUUCAUAUCUUGGUUUGAUGGUAUAAUAUGCAAGUCCUGAUGAGGCUGGUUUGGGAUCUGCAGUUACAAGACCAACUUUCUGAUACAAAGCCAAGCUCACAGAGAUUUUCAUAGGCAAUUGAAUCUUACAAGGUUCUGACUAAGGAGAAUAAAUCACAUUAAACGCAGAAAAACCAAUGUAUAAUUCAC